AUUACUCGUAAGAAACAAAGAGACGCAAAGACCAGACUUGUUGCAGGUGCAGGAUAGACAAAAUCUUCAUCUUUUUCCUGCAAUUUGCAGCGAUCAAAAGAAGAAGAAAUCGACGAAAAAGAAGCGCCAUUACUAUUUUCGUGAAGUCUGAGCUUCGAAUUCUCAGCCCAAACCCUAAUUUAUCGAAAAGGAGAAACGAAGGGGGCAAAUUGGGGGUGAUUUGGGGAGGAAGACGAAGAUGUGGGUGUUUUAUUUGAUAUCGUUGCCGAUGACAUUGGGGAUGGUUGUGAUAACCCUAAAAUACUUUUCAGGACCUCAUGUUCCUCGCUAUGUUUUCCUCACUGUUGGUUAUGCUUGGUUUUGUUCUCUCUCCAUCAUCAUUCUUGUCCCUGCCGACAUUUGGACGACAGUUAAUGGACACUACAAUGGGGUCAUUUCGUUCUUUUGGAGCUGGUCAUAUUGGAGUACAUUUUUGUUAACUUGGGCUGUGGUCCCCCUUAUUCAGGGUUAUGAAGAUGCUGGAGACUUCACAAUGACAGAAAGAUUAAAAACAAGUGUUCAUGUGAACCUUGUCUUUUAUCUUAUAGUUGGAUCUAUUGGCCUUGUUGGACUCAUACUCCUUUUCACUAUGGGCAGGAACCUGAAAGGAGGUGUUCUUGGUUUUGCAAUGGCCUGCUCAAAUACUUUCGGACUUGUCACAGGAGCCUUUUUACUUGGAUUUGGUUUAAGUGAAAUUCCCCGGAGCCUCUGGAAAAAUGCAGACUGGACAUUUCGGCAGAAACUGUUGUCCCAUAAGAUUGCGAAAAUGGCUGCGAAACUGGAUGAGGCUCAUCAGAAUUUCUCAAAUGCAAUUGUGGUUGCUCAAGCAACCUCUAACCAAAUGUCGAAGCGUGAUCCUUUACGUCCUUACAUGAAUGUCAUCGAUAAGAUGUUGGCUGAAAUGUUCAAAGAAGAUCCAUCCUUCAAGCCACAAGGAGGGCGAUUGGGUGAAAAUGACAUGGAUUAUGAUGCAGAUGAUAAAUCAAUGGCUGAGCUUAGGCGUCAACUUAGAGUAGCACAAGAGGCGUAUUAUCGGUACAAAAGUGAAUAUAUGACCUAUGUCUUGGAGGCCCUUGAGUUGGAAGACACCAUAAAAAAUUAUGAGCGACGCCAUGCUACCGGAUGGAAAUAUAUUUCAAGCCUGAGAGGCAGUCGUCCUGGCACAAUCGGCUCCUUCUUAGAUACUAUAGAGUUGUUAUGGUGCUGUAUCUUGAGGAAGCAAUUGCAGAAACUUUUGGCUAUCAUACUUGGUUGCAUGUCGAUUGCAAUUCUUUUGGCAGAAGCGACGCUACUUCCCAGUGUUGAUCUGUCUCUUUUCUCAAUUCUUAUCAAAUCUGUGGGAAGACAGGAGUUAUUUGUGCAGGUUUUUGCAUUUAUUCCUCUGAUGUACAUGUGCAUAUGUACAUAUUUUUCUUUGCUCAAAAUUGGAAUGCUGAUGUUUUACUCACUGACGCCAAGACAAACAAGCUCUGUCAACCUCCUUAUGAUUUGCUCGAUGGUCGCUCGUUACGCCCCGCCAGUCUCUUACAAUUUUCUCAAUCUCAUCCGCCUUGAUGGGAAUGCUAAAACUAUCUUUGAGAAGCGAAUGGGCAACAUCGAUGAUGCUGUCCCCUUUUUUGGGAGGAAAUUCAACAAAAUUUACCCGCUCAUUAUGGUUGUCUAUACAAUUCUGGUUGCUAGUAACUUCUUUGAUCGGAUGAUGGAUUUUUUCGGAAGUUGGAGAAGACUCAGAUUUCAAGGUGAAGCCGAGGAAAUGGAUGGUUUUGAUUCAUCAGGAAUAAUAAUCUUGCAGAAAGAACGUUCCUGGCUUGAACAAGGACACAAAGUCGGUGAACAAGUUAUACCAUUGGCGAGAAACUUCAACAAUGUCAACGUGGAUAUUGAGACUGGCAUAAAUAAGAAGGGCAAUGAUUCUGUUGAGAUGAAAGGAUCUUCAUCCAUGGAUGAUAUUAAAGGUAGUCUGGUGAGAACAUCGAAAUCCGAGGCUCGGCAAUCUAGUGGGAACAGGGAUGUGAUUAGCCAUAAGUACGCCGUAAUUAGAGAACAGAGCAAGCAAACAUCCAGCUCAAAACCUGCAGAAAAUAACACUAUAGCUUCUGCUAAAGUCUCAUUGUUGAAUUCUGAGAAUCCCGUUCCAGGAAAUGACCUAGGACGAACAUCUUCUUCCGGCAUGUCUUCCACGUGGCAGUCUAUGAAAUCGGGUUUCAACAAUUUCAAGACAAACCUCGAAUCAAAGAAGUUUCUUCCUUCAAGACAACUUCAAGAAACAAAACCCCUCUCCCACGAUUCCUCUUCUGAGUCUUUGGAUGACAUUUUCCAGAGAUUGAAACGUCCUACUUUAGAUAGCUCGACUUAUGUUGAUAAUGAUGAUGGUGUUGAUGAUGAUGAUGAUGAUGAUGAUGAUGAUGAUAUGGAAAUAAGGAAUUUUGGGUCAAAAAGAUGACAUUUUUUUCAAAAUGAAGAGAUACUCCACAUUUUGUAUAGGAACAGAUGAUUGUAUAGGUCCAGUGAAGGGGUUAGACGCCCGCGCACGAGCAAUUCUGAUGCAGCCUGUGAUUGUGAGAUUAUUUGAUGUUGCCAUAUUGCAGAUGAUCAACUGGAACUAACUCAUAGAGUAACAAUGUAUGUAUACGUACAUUUUGAAAGAUGAUUUAUACCAUGAAGAAACCCAACAUUACCAGAAAAUAUUUGUGAAGUUUUGUGGAUGUAAAUUAGGUUUUGGCAUUUUGGCCUUUAAUAGUCAAUUUUGAGUAUGUAUCUGGAAUACCAUUUAUACAUAUUGGUGUUAUUUU
This is a messenger RNA of Spinacia oleracea (spinach), 2831 nucleotides long. RefSeq lists its product as uncharacterized. Gene Ontology annotation, cellular component: membrane. NCBI's taxonomy places the organism in Eukaryota, Viridiplantae, Streptophyta, Magnoliopsida, Caryophyllales, Amaranthaceae. The coding region runs from base 239 to 2482 and encodes 747 amino acids. The record is from RefSeq and is a predicted model, not a curated record. The transcript is spliced from 14 exons.